AGGAAGGAAAAAAAGAAAUUAAGACAGAAAAAGGAAAACUGAGUAAGCAAGCAGAGAUCAAAGCUUCGAACACAUUCAAAUCCCACGGGGGCAAAUAAUAGAAGCGAAGAUCAAUCCUCCCAAGAUUCUGGGGCUUCAUAGAAUUGAAUCAAUACAUAUACGGAGUUUCGUGCAACGAAUCAUUAGUUCUCGUGAAGUUUGGCAAGAGGCCUCGUUGCAGUGUUUCUUCCUCGAGAGGGAAAGGAUUUGGUGACACCCAAAAAUCUAGGGUUUUUUUAAAGGAGAUGAGAUUUAGGUUUGGGACUUAUAAGGGGAAAGCUUAAAAUUCAAAUCAAUAUUUGCAUCUCUGGAAGGAGUUAAGUUUUUGUGUGUGUGUGAAGGGAAAUAGAAGCUGAGAGAGUGCGUUUGUGUGUGGCACUCUCCAUUGUUCUCUUUUUGGUUUUGGUUGUAGUCUAUCAUCAUGCAACGUUCUCAAGAUGAGAGGAGGAUUCAUCUUGGUGAACUGAAAGCUCAUAUUGUGAAGAAAAUUGGUGUUGAAAGAUCUAAAAAGUAUUUUUAUUACUUGAGUAGGUUCCUGUGUCGGAAGCUUACAAAGAGGGAGUUUGAUAAGUCAUGUUUCAGGCUGUUAGGGAGGGAGAAUCUCUCCCUACACAACCAUUUGAUCCGUUCCAUCUUGAGAAACGCAACUGUCUCCGAGUCCCCACCUCCGGUUCAGAGCAGAGGAGAUGGAUCUUUAGUAGUCCCUAACCAUAAUAAUGAUCAUCCUGUUUGGUCCAACGGGGUUUUGCCCAUCUCUCCACGGAAAGUUAGGUCUGGAACGCGCGACAGGGAGAUGAGAGAUAGUCCGCUAGGGUCUAAUGGACAUAUGUUGCAACAUCCAGUUUGUAGAGAAGACAACAGAGACAGUAGUGUCCCUAUAGAAAACGGGUUUGAUCAGCAAAUAUCAGCUGUGAGAGAUAAGGAUGGUGAAAGUCAAGUAAAUAUAUCAGUGAGUAAUAGUCCUCUGGUUGCACCUCUAGGGAUACGGUUUUGUUCAGCUAGCGUCGGCGGUGGUGGGACCCGUAGAGCGGUUCCUGUACGUUCAACCGUAAUGAGUUGCUACGACGACAGUGGUCGAUUAGUAGCAGACAGAGAGAUGGUGAGGAAAAGGAUGGAGAGUAUAGCAGUAGCACAUGGUCUCGAAGGGGUUACGAUGGAGUGUGCUAGUACGUUGAAUACCAUGUUGGAUGUGUAUCUCAAGAAGCUGAUCAGGUCUUGCACUGAUUUUAGCACGUGGUCUCAGAACGGAGGAGCUUCUGACAGAACACAAGAUCAUCAUCAUCACUCUGUGUCUCUGCUUGAUUUUAGAACCGCCAUGGAGUUAAAUCCACAACAGCUUGGAGAAAACUGGCCAACUCUCCGAGAGAGAAUUUCCCUGCGGUCUUUCGAGGAACAAGACUUGGAGGUUUGAAAGAAAAUCUUGGACAAUGCGUCCAAGAAGAGGAAAGAGAGUGCAAGUUAUGAUCCUGCCUGCAGCAGCAGAGUCAGAGCAGAAGAACUCUUCACAGGAGUCAUCUUCUGGCUAGUCUCCCUCUCGUUGGAAUGAGACUUGUUACAAUGCAUGUUUGACUAGUGAACCGGGCACUUUUUUUUUCUGAAAUUAAAACAACAGAAGAAAAAUCAAAUCAGCAUUUCACUUAAGAUGAAGAAGAAGAAGAUGGCACAGCACCGAUUCUUCAUCUUCAAACAUACUGUGCAGUGACCUUCAGGUACUUUGAUAGAUAACUCUUCUUAAAUGAGCGGCUAGUUCCUAUGCCGUGAUCAUCAGUCAAAAGGAGAAGACAUUCAGGCAUGCAGAUAUACUAUCCUCGAUAUGUUAUAACUCGGGUGGGUUAUAGAACUUUUCUCAAGACCUUUCAAUAUGAAGUAAUAAUGGAUGAGCCUCAUACAGGAUGUUGUAUUUUUAUACAUGUGAAUAUGUGAUGUGAGACUGCGUCCAUGAUAAGCUGUUCUUGCGGAGGCCCUUGUUAGAUGUACUAUCUCUCUCCUUUUAAGUGUUAAAAUCAUUCAGUUUUCUUUUAUUUUGAGUAUAUGUCAAUGGGACUUGGUACAUAUGGGUUGGUUGGAAAUAUAAAGUGUGCACCAAGGCUUUGUAUAUA
Messenger RNA from Raphanus sativus (radish), 2138 nucleotides. RefSeq lists its product as uncharacterized. Gene Ontology annotation, biological process: regulation of transcription by RNA polymerase II. Gene Ontology annotation, cellular component: SAGA complex. NCBI's taxonomy places the organism in Eukaryota, Viridiplantae, Streptophyta, Magnoliopsida, Brassicales, Brassicaceae. Bases 461 to 1450 code for a protein of 329 amino acids. The transcript has 5 exons. Gene Ontology annotation, molecular function: transcription coactivator activity. The record is from RefSeq and is a predicted model, not a curated record.